Molecule: messenger RNA, 1158 nt
Organism: Euleptes europaea (tarantolino)
Lineage: Eukaryota; Metazoa; Chordata; Lepidosauria; Squamata; Sphaerodactylidae
Gene: CMKLR2
Product: chemerin chemokine-like receptor 2
Exons: 1
Coding region: 1-1158 (385 amino acids)
Biological process (GO): phospholipase C-activating G protein-coupled receptor signaling pathway; complement receptor mediated signaling pathway; positive regulation of cytosolic calcium ion concentration
Cellular component (GO): plasma membrane
Molecular function (GO): G protein-coupled receptor activity; complement receptor activity
Source: RefSeq, a predicted model, not a curated record
AUGCCAUUGGACGAACUCAUGCAGUACGAAGAUUUCGACAACUUCACAUACUACUUUGAGAGUUAUGAAGAAGAGGAGCCACCUCAGUCCUCUCUCAGCAACGCACACAUUGCUUCUCUCGUGCUACACAGUUUAGCUUUUCUCCUGGGAGUGCCUGGCAAUGCAAUCGUCAUCUGGAUCGUGGGCUUUAAAUGGGAUAAGAUGGUCACUUCCCUCUGGUUCCUCAACCUUGCCAUUGCGGACUUGAUCUUUGUCCUUUUCCUGCCUCUCUACAUCACCUACGUGGCCAUGGGCUUCCACUGGCCAUUCGGGAAAUGGCUGUGCAAAGCGAACUCCUUCGUUGCCUUGCUCAACAUGUUUGCCAGCGUCUUCUUCCUUACAGCCAUCAGCCUCGACCGCUACGUUCAUCUGAUCCGCCCCGUCUGCGCCUACAAAUAUCGAACGGUCAGAAACACUUGUAUCUUGAUCACCAUCGUUUGGACAUUGGCAGCCAUCAUUGGAAGCCCAGCCUUGUAUUUUCGAGAUACGCUGACCCUGCCUGACAAUUUCACCAUUUGCUACAAUAACUUUCACUCGAACGACUCCAGUCACGCUGUCCUGACACACCACAUUCUCACCUGGGUGAGGUUCUUACUCGGCUAUCUCUUCCCUCUCCUCACCAUGAUAACUUGUUACUCCCUUCUAUUCGUUCACGUGAAGAAGAGCACUGUCUUGACUUCCAGCAGGCUUUUCUGGACUGUCCUGGCCGUUGUGGUUGCCUUCUUCGUUUGCUGGACCCCGUACCAUAUCUUUAGCAUCAUUGAGCUAACCAUUCACCAUAACAAUUACUUCCACGCCUUGCUUCGGGAUGCCAUUCCUCUGACCGUCGGCUUUGCUUUCAUCAAUAGCUGCCUUAACCCGAUCCUUUACGUCCUUCUCAGCAAGAAGCUCCCAUCCUGCUUUCGGGUGACAUUUUCAGAAUUAGUGAAAUACACGCUGUGGGAGGUCAGCCGGUCGGGGACGGUCAGCGAACAAGUCUGGAACUCUGUGAAUCUGCAGCAGUACGAAACCCCUGGGGUGAAAAAUCCUCCCAGUGACUCGGUUAUCAUACCUUUUGUGGGGAUCCCACACACUGUCACCAAUAUAUGUGAGGGGAUCCCUUUCAGAUCUCCGUGUUGA